This is a messenger RNA of Sinocyclocheilus rhinocerous, 3110 nucleotides long. RefSeq names its product protein salvador homolog 1-like. Gene Ontology annotation, molecular function: molecular adaptor activity; protein binding. Gene Ontology annotation, cellular component: cytosol. Gene Ontology annotation, biological process: negative regulation of cell population proliferation; positive regulation of apoptotic process; apoptotic process. Lineage: Eukaryota; Metazoa; Chordata; Actinopteri; Cypriniformes; Cyprinidae. The transcript has 5 exons. Bases 345 to 1532 code for a protein of 395 amino acids. The record is from RefSeq and is a predicted model, not a curated record.
CAGAAGGAGAUUGAGGGCUGGGUUGGGUUGGACAUAUUCAGCUGGUAAAAGUUUUCGUGCGCUUUUCUCUGGGCGUAAUUUGGACAGCGCGCACGGGGAGCGCUAAUUAAUCAUCGAAAAACGUUAGUAAUGUUCGACUAAACACUUAAACAAGGACACGUUCGCUAAAUGCAAACUAAUCGCCAGUGUGUUUAUGUUUUCAGUCUGUAGCCAUGAUGACUCCAAACUAGCUACCGGGCUAAACGCUCCGAAAUGGACUCGGUUUUGAGUGUCAGUGCGAAUCUAGAUCUGGAUUUCAGGAUGAAGCCGAAGUCUAAUCGGUCCAGAAUCGAAUCGGAUUAACGAUGCUCUCUAGAAAGAAGAGUAAAAACGAAGCGUCCAAGCCAGCAGAAGUUCAGGGCAAAUAUGUGAAGAAAGAAACGUCCCCGCUUCUGAGAAAUUUGAUGCCCUCGUUUAUCCGGCAUCCAACGUUUCUUCGCCGUGAGCCCCCGUUAGUGGAGCCAGUUCCGGCCGGGGUGUCUGGUGCAGGUCCAUAUUCCUCUGGAUCUGUUGGGGAUGUUAGCGUCCCCAAGAGUUUCUUGCGCAACGCCCCUCCACGGACCCCCCUUGAGGUGUCACGCAGGGAGAGUCAUCGGCUGUCUGCUCCACCACACCUUCAUUGUGAUUACUCCCCUUCCUCGCCAUCUUACAUGAGCGAUGCUGGUUCGGUAACAGAGAAUGGAGACGGCGGCCCGUUUUACUACCCUCCAGAGCCGUACUGCAAUAACCAACCCAGGCGAGCACGCAGACCAGACCACUUUAAUGAGAACUACAGGUACUAUGAGCACAAUGAACUCAGCUACCCACGAAACCCAGGACAGCCUCAGACGCCCCAGCCUCACAGUCGCCCACCCCCAGCGAUCGGCCGUGUGCCAGCAAAGUCGGUGGGUAAUCUGACGACCAUGAGCGGGGAGGAGGCGGCUCUUCCUCCUGGCUGGACUGUUGAUUGGACGAUUCGAGGCAGGAGGUAUUACAUCGAUCACAACACAAACACCACUCAUUGGAGCCAUCCGCUGGAGAGGGAGGGGCUUCCGCCGGGCUGGGAGAGGGUGGAGUCAGCUGAGUUUGGAGUGUAUUAUGUUGACCACAUCAACAAACGUGCCCAGUACAGACACCCCUGCGCACCCAGUGUUCCACGUUACGAUCAGCCCCCUCCCCCGCCAGUCACCUACCAGCCCCGCCCACCAGAACGCAACCAGCCGGUACUGGUACCAGCAAACCCGUACCACACAGCCGAGAUCCCAGACUGGCUGCAGGUGUAUGCCAGAGCCCCGCUGAAGUAUGACCACAUCCUGAAGUGGGAACUCUUCCAGUUGAUGGAUCUGGACACGUAUCAGGGGAUGCUAAAGCUGCUCUUCAUGAAGGAACUGGAGUGCAUUGUUAAAUCCUAUGAGGCGUAUCGACAAGCGCUGCUCACCGAACUCGACACACGCAAACAGCGGCAGCAGUGGUAUGCCCAACAACCAGCCAAAAACUUCCCUCCUAACAUGUGACUCAUAUGAGACACACCCAAACUCCAGCCUUAUCAGUGCCUUAGCUGCUGAUGCAGACUCUCAUUUACUCCCUCAAACAGCUCCAAAUAUAAGCCCAAAGAGAGACACCACACAAAGUCUGUUGGGAACUUUACACUAUUACUCCUAUAUAUCCUUAUCAGCCAUUAUACGGCUGUGUGUGUUCUGAGUCUAUGCUUGGUUUUGACUGUGUUGUGAAUGUGUUUGCACAUGUUGAGAGUGUGUUUCUUUGUGCAUGUCAGGACUGUGAGGACUCACUCCUUCUGCAUUUUCUUUUUGGACAAUCACAACUAUCAGUUAUCAAUGGUUUAUUGUUUAAUCCGACUUUUAUUUUCAGUUAUAGUUUUGCUUUUAGGGUGAAUCUCAUUAAAAAACUCAUCCAGGUCACAUUUUACCUCAAAAAAAAAGAAAGAAAGAAAGAAAAUGAAGCUGAAUUUAGGGUUAUUUAAAUCAGCAUGAAUGAACGGUUUUACAUCAAAUACCAUCAUGAUGUAUACUUUGCAAUUUAAAUAAAUUAUAAAAAUCGCUAGUUUUUUGCAUUACAGUAAUGAGUUUUUUUUAUAUUGAAAAUAAUGCAAUAAUCUUCAUGGUGCUUCAUUUUCUUCAAGUAAAAUGUAUAUUUUUGUUUCUUGUGUUUUGCUUUGUUUUUUGGGAGGGUGAAAUAUGACUUGGACAUUUCUUUGAGGUUCAUCCUAUAAGGUUUAGGUGGAUUCCUUUUUUAAGGAAUUUGCUUCUUAUAUUUAAAGAUGAAACUUUCAGGCAGAGUCGUCACUUUGUAUGAAGUGAUUGAGCUUGUGGCAUUCAUUUUUUUCAAGAGGUUAUUGCCUGUAUUUUUGUAAAAGCUAUUUUGAGCAUCAACACUAAAUAAACCAGGACCUUGUAUUGUGAGUGUGUGAGAUGUUCAUGAAGUUUGUCUUUCCAAUUCAGGUUGCAAAUACUUUUCUCUACUUCACAGUGAUUUUUUGCCAUUAUCCAUAUUAAACUUUGUUUGUACUUCAUAUUAUAUAUAAGUAGAACAGAAUACUAUACAAGUAUGUUUGUUUUAAUCCUUGAAUAUUUCUUUUUCUUGCCAAUCAAAAAGAUUUUUUGCAGCUUUCAAGUAAGAAUUCAUUGAAAGCUGCUCUUCUAUUCAUAUCUCAAGAGGACACCAAAGCCACUUAAUGGAAAACAAAUGCAAAAUUCAACAAUUUGGAAACAAAGUGCUACCGUUCAAAAAGCCAAUCCUCAGUAGCAUCACAAAGGUAUCAUCUGGAGCCUCAAUUCCUGAAUUCCAUGGAUUUUAUUCUAGAUUAUAUGUGUGGGGGAAAAAAUCGGGAUUCAUAAAGGUAAAAACUGAUGUGACAAAUAUAUUUUGCAUUCUAACUUUUUGUGCUCAUACCAGUCAUUUUUUUUCAUUAGCUCAUACAAGGUUAAAAUGUGUUAAUCUAUGCUUGUGAUCAAUCAUGUGUGACCAUAAAGACCAGGGGCCCCAUUAAUAAACAUGUAGAAUGAUCCUUAAUAUGAAUGUACAACAGUUUCCAGAAAGUUCCUAUGAUUAUAAAUUGUCUGUAUGCACAAAAA